ACAGACAACUGGAUGAAUAAUCAAGAGAGCAAGGUAGACCGAUUUGAUUGGAGCAAUAAUACAGGAACAUCUGGCAUUUGGAUGUGGAGUAAAGUGUUUUACCUUUUAGAUUCUGACGGUAUUAAGUUUGGAGUCUUAUUGAUGGACACCCAAGGAACUCCUGAUCCAUACUCAGCCACAAAUGAAGACGCACUACUUUUUGCAUUUAGCACGUUAAUAAGUUCUGUACAGGACCAAUAAAAAUAAGUUUUACAAUUUGGAUUAUUUUGAUAUAAACCAGUGGAGGGAGAAUCU
This is a messenger RNA of Anneissia japonica, 294 nucleotides long. Its product is annotated as atlastin-1-like. The record is from RefSeq and is a predicted model, not a curated record. The coding region runs from base 13 to 240 and encodes 75 amino acids. Gene Ontology annotation, molecular function: GTPase activity; GTP binding. The transcript has 3 exons. NCBI's taxonomy places the organism in Eukaryota, Metazoa, Echinodermata, Crinoidea, Comatulida, Comatulidae.